Molecule: messenger RNA, 2263 nt
Organism: Neocloeon triangulifer
Lineage: Eukaryota; Metazoa; Arthropoda; Insecta; Ephemeroptera; Baetidae
Gene: Hph
Product: prolyl hydroxylase EGLN3
Exons: 6
Coding region: 81-1364 (427 amino acids)
Biological process (GO): peptidyl-proline hydroxylation to 4-hydroxy-L-proline; cellular response to hypoxia
Cellular component (GO): cytoplasm; nucleus
Molecular function (GO): ferrous iron binding; L-ascorbic acid binding; peptidyl-proline 4-dioxygenase activity
Source: RefSeq, a predicted model, not a curated record
CCGGCCUCCCCACCGCCGUUUGUCGCAGCUGCUCGCAUGCAAACACGAACACCAAAAACCCUGAUUCCCGUGAAAAAAGGAUGAAUCCCGUCGCAGCCUGCGAGCUCUGCGGAUCUCGUGAGAAUCUAUUAAGGUGCUCUCGGUGUCGACAAGUGUGGUACUGCUGCAAGGAUCACCAAAAGGCGCACUGGAAGAAGCACAAACGUGCCUGCGUCCAGCGGUCCAAUGUCCCCGGUCCGACCCCUGAAGCGCCCGCAACUUCGUUGACGUCUCUGGAUCCAAACAUCGAGGAGCUCCGACUUAGUAAUCAGACCCUGAAUUCUUUACCUUGCGAGGGAAGUUCCGAAAUAGAAAUUCUGAACGCCGUGGCCGAAGUGCUCAGUCCCGAGUUCAUCGAGAGUCUGACCGGACAGUUUCUUUCGGACAACGAUCACCAAGACAUGCCGUACGUGGACAUGAUGGGGAAGGUGGCCGAGUCGGACGCGCAGCCACCGUUCCUGCACCGGAACAGCCGCGAGCAGAAGGGCAUCAUUGACGAAGUCUGCAAGACUGUGAUAAAGGACAUGGACGCGUACGGCAUCUGUGUCGUGGACAAUUUCCUAGGGCUGGACAAGGGCUGUGAGGUGCUGCACGAAGUGCUGGAAAUGCACGAGAAGGGGGUUUUCAAGGACGGGCAGUUGGUCAGCACUCGGCUGACCAGGAACGACCUGAAGACCAUCCGAAGCGACCAAAUCGCCUGGAUCGACGGCAAGGAGGCGUCCUGCAAGAACAUCGGACACCUCAUCAGCCGGGUGGACGCGGUCAUUCUCAGAGCCAAUCAGAUGUCCGCCCACGGCAAACUCGGCAAACAUGCCAUCACUGGCAGAACCAAGGCAAUGGUGGCGUGUUACCCUGGCCAUGGCACCCAGUACGUGAAGCACGUGGACAAUCCGAACAGGGACGGCCGAUGCAUCACUGCAAUUUACUACCUCAAUCAAGACUGGAACAUUAAGAAAGAUGGAGGCUUGCUGAGGAUAUUCCCAGAGUGGAGCGACCAGGUUGCGGACAUCGAGCCGCUCUUUGAUAGGAUUUUAUUCUUUUGGUCAGACAGAAGAAAUCCUCACGAAGUUCAACCUUCCUUUCGAACUAGAUACGCAAUCACCUUGUGGUACUUUGAUGCCCAGGAAAGAGAGGAGGCGUGCCGGAGAUACAAGAAAGAAAGCAGUGCAAGCACUCACCCGAGCACCUCUUGCAGCUCUGCGCCACCUGCCUUGAAGCGGCCGCACGCGCCUUCUGGCAUGUCGACGCCCCCGAAAAGGCGCCAGCGCAACGUCUUUGCUGGCGACGCCGAGGCGCUGCGCCAAUCGUCCUGCCGGGCCCACUGACCCAACUUUGUUCCUUGGCCUUGUUCCAGGGUGCGUGACCUUCAGCAACAACUGAACUGCGACGAAUGUCGUCUCAUAAUGCCUUGCUGCGCUCUGAACGCUGACUUAUAUAAUUAACAGUUUUUUGUACGGCAGGGUGGUCGUUGUUUUAUAUUACAAGAAUUUUGUGUAAUAAGUCGGUGCAUGUGUUAGCCACAUAGGAAUGCAGCUUUGUUGACUGAGAAUUGGUUUGUGAUAUAUAUUGGAGGGGUAUGUCAACAAGAGAAAAAUUGAAUACUUCGUGGCACUGUGAAUGGUACACAAUUAUUUUUUUAAUCAAAUCAAGAAUUGUUGGUAUUAAAAUUAAGCAUAUUUUUCUUUUGAAUUGCCCUUGAAGGGUUUAAGCAGUCGACUCUGCUAGUUGGUUUUUGAAUCUCUAAAAUUAGGCAAAAAGAUUUGACAUACAAGAAAUUGGCCUUUGUGGUUUUGCAAAUCAGAAGCGAAGCUGCAGCAUACCAUGAACUGUAUCGUUACACCCAUUCAACCUUUGGUAAUCAUCAUGUAUCAUAAUAAAUAUAGACUUUCGCCCCAUUAUUGUAAGCUGUUGCCAUUACGUUUUUUAACAUAAGCAGCAUGAAACUACUCGCAAACAAGUUAUAUGAUCCCCCAAUUACGACUCCUGCACAAUUCACCGGCCGACAUUCAAGAAGUCUUUGAUUUUGGUUAAGUUGCUGUCUUUUAUUUCUCAUAAUGCGGGGCCAGAUUUGUGCCACAGAAGCUGGGAAAUUUGCUUUAUUGGACAUGUGAUUCUCAUCGGAGCUGAAUUAUAGCUCAUUUUGUAAAUUAAUCGUCAAAUUAAACUAAAUUGAAGUCUGUUUAGUUUGCUGUUAUUAAAGUAAUACUUUCAUCAAUAACUUACU